AUGGAAGAUGUGAACUCCGCAUUUCAAACUGUGGUUUCCAAAUUGACCAGCUGGGCCAUCAGUUUGACCAAUUGUUGUUGGCGGUUUUUGGAGAUUCACUGGAUCAAAGUAGUCGCUUUGGCCAUUGUGCUAAAUGCUGUAAAUGAAGUCGCGGCCCCUCAUUUGAUUUCGCUAGUUCUGAUGGUCAUUUGUUUUCCAUUCCCGUAUCUGCAUGGAUUUUUGGCCACGAUCAUGUUUGUCUGGACAGGAUUGCAGAUUCUAUGCAAAAUGUGUUUCCAGUUGAGUUUUGUUCCGAGCAACUUAACACUACCUUGCGAUAUGGUGUCACACAACAAUAGCCAGAUGGAUAAUCCAGCAUGGAUCGGUCUCACCAAAGUGAACGAUUUCUACCACUACAGUUUGCCGAUGGGUGUCCUUAUGAUUGUGUGCGUGUGCUGGCAUGCGAUCGCUUAUCGCCAACGUCAGUUUUACAGCGAUCCGUACCACAUUCGUCCCCGAGAAGGAAUUGUGUUCCCGCAAGUUACCAUUAAUUCGAUGGGUUAUGAUUUGCUCAAUGUGGUCAAAUUUGCUGUGAAUUACGGAUUCUAUAAAUUCGGACUGGAGUUGUGUUAUGGUAUNGCUUGCCUGCGUGCGGAUGCCUUCAGCGUGCUCUAUUUGCUUCUGAUGCUCAUCUUUCUGUUCACGCCACGUGAAGUGUGCGCUCGAUUAUGGCUUCCGUAUAUGGCUAUUCUGGCUGCUUUGAUUCCUAUACAGUACGCUGGAUGUGUGGGGCUUCCACCUGGGCUAUGUUUAACGGAUUUUUUCCAGUUCGCAGCUGUGGCACUUCAGUACCACGUGUUCAAAAUUGAACAGCGACCAGAUGCAGAAAGUUAUGGCGGAGGUCCAAAUCGGCCGGUCCUUGCGAACAAUCCUCCCGGUGAAGACGAAAGAGAUUUUGUUAGUUCAAAAGAAUCCUACCUGGAUUACAUGCGUCACGCAGUGUUCUACUGGUCCUAUUGGGUCAGUUUGGCGAUUGUGUUAGCGACCGGAGUGACGUGGAUAACACUGUUCUGUCUGGGCUACAUGAUUUUGAGUUUCAUCUAUCUCUGGAUGGGCCAGAACGUGAUGCUUCUUUACGAUGAAGAGUGCAUCACCGUGUCCAGUGGACUUCAUUGGGAUGUGAUCUGUUUCCUGUUCAUUCUAUUCCAACGCAAAGUGUUCAUGACUCGCAGUUUCAGUCACGUUGUACUGGAUUUGAAUGUACAGAGCCAAUUCGCUUCACGCGGUGCAUAUCUAAUCAAUCGAAAACUGAUGCUAGUGAUUAGUGAACAAGCAGCGCGGGAGCAGCGUUCUUUGGAAAAAAUACGUGAAAAAUUGGAGGUUAUCCAACGCCGACAGGCCGCUCUGGGACGAAAUACAGCCAAUAUCAAUGAGCAUUAUAUCAUGCUACGAUCUGGUGAUUAUUACUUGUUCGAGGGUGAUCCAGAGGAAGAUGAUGUCCACCUGAACUCAGGGAAAGAACAGUCCUCCCCAUCUGGUGGAGAAGGUACUACACGAAGACCGGAUUCUUCGUCGGCCACAAGCUCUCGAACUAGACGAUCAUUAGUAACUGCUUCAAAACGUGGCACGAUUCACUUUAAUGUGAAUCAAGUUAUACCACAUAGCCAAUCGAAUGAUCCAAUGCCUGCCACAUCGCGCACAUCGGACCCGCUGGGAAAUGCACUAUCCUCCUUAGAUCCUUUGGCUCGCCCGUCUCCAGGUCUGAAUUUCCAGCAGCUUCACCUGUUUGGGGCAUUACCUAAUGUAGAGCCUUCUGUGGUUGGUUUACUGGCAAACUACACGGAUCCGUAUAGCACACCCAGACCGGAUAAUUCCAGCCACACAGAUAUCAGUAAUAACAACCCACGGGCUUUGGGCCACAGACGAAUGCGUUCUCAUCCAGAGUAUCUUCGUCGACAUUUUGCCAGUCCUCCUACUUCUCCACCAUCUGAACUACCUAGUGAACGUCGACCCUCAACUACUUACCUGCAUGUCGUCCCACACCAACUUCGCUCGGUGCAUACUUCACCCACGCAGUUGGUCGACCAAGUGAACACAGGUCGUACCCCUGCUCGUCAGAUGCGUGCCAUGGAUGCCUCUGAACGUCGUCGAGUACAAAGAUUGUCGGAUGCUAUAAACCCAGCUGUCCAAAGUGUAAAAAGGAAGCCUCAUCAGACCCACCGACGUCUGUUUUCUGCUUCUGGAGCACUCGGGGUUUCUGGGUCCUGUUCCGGUGCUGCCUUGGAUCCCUCGAUCCGUCUGACCAAGCGUCAAGUACCACCGAUUGGUAUAAUUCAGUCGAAAUUAGAACCACUAUCGGUCUCUUCGACUGAUCGAUUUCACCCCGCUUGCAACUGUGAAGAUAUUCCUCACAUGCCCACGGGAACCAGUUCGGUGACCAGCGGUUCCAAACCCGACACUGCUGAGGCUCUGGAAAUGUGCAAAAUUCCCGGUCGUAAGUCUUCACUGCCCACAGCAGCCGCUGAAGGCGAUCGUACAUGGUCCGACGUGCCAAGUAAACAUGCCCUGGAGAGGCCCCUCAUCACACCGGAUGACCCAACGUUCUGCUCUGCUGCAGUAACGACAACUAAACAGUCCAGCGGGAAGUUAUCUAGUCGUGUUUCUAGUCUAGAUCGGGCCGACGAAGAUGAUGCUGGUCAGGACGCGGAUUGGGACAGUGAAGAGGGAGAGGACGAAGAUGAAGAUGACGCCAAUCCGGUUAACUCUUCCGCAUCGCGAAUGAAUCCACUACAGUUGCUUAAUCGAGCAAUGGAAUUAGGUGCUUGCUCUGCCGUCCGUCAUUAUCGUCGUAGUAUGCUUUCUCAGCCUUCCUUUUCGAGAUCGCGUCACGCGGCAGAGCCAACCAGUGGUUCAAAUGAAGAUCCUCAGUUUGUGCCUGAUGGUUACACAAGGUCGAAAUUACGUCCUAAACUGAAACACGGUUCGUUUGCUGGUCAUCCACAUGCUUUGUUGGAGGAUCGACCUGAUUCCGGCUCAGUCGGACCGCGGCAUAUGUCGUUGCAGCAUAUUGUACGUUCACCAUCCGGUCGUCCAUUACGUGACAGCGCUAUCACUCAAGAAGGUCCGACCCCGGCUUCGACCAUUCCAUCCGUGUUUAAUUCCGAGUCAAAUGUUUCACAAUUGAACCAGUCGAACAUACCGGGUCGGACAUGGCGUAAACGAGCACAAUUAGCUUCUUUGGCUUCCCUUGAUGAUGACGAUGCUGAUGUGGACGAAGCUGUAGUCCAGCACUGCACUCCGCGUACAGAUAGUCGUCGAACCGGGAAUAUCUUGAGAAACAAUGCUGUAUCGCCAGGCCUAAGAUAUCCACGUGAGGCAGCUGAAUCUAGUCCGCCAACAAUAUCUAGCCAUUUGGAUACUAUGUCUGCGACUGCCUCAGCCGCCGCAAGUGGUCGAUAUCAAUCAUUGGAUCCGCCAGCUCCAGCCAAUUCUAAAGUGGGCACAGAACUCACCCAAGUAUCUCAAUCGCUAUCUCCACCUAAUGCCGGGCUUCGACAUGUUUCCGUUCCAGAUUCAUUACUUUCGCGUCAAUCUGAUGACAGCCCCAGCGAAUCAGGUUUUAGUCUUCGUCGCCGACUCUCCGAUCGGGGCCGAACAGCGGGUAACGCUGCCCCAACAUCCGGCGUUGGUGAAGCUGGUGGUGGUAUGGAUGGCGCCGGUGGUAGCCAAAGUCGACGCUCAUCUCAAGAUAAUAUAGAUGCCAUGCACAGUUCCGGACACCAACGUGAAGAAGGCUGUUGGAGCAAGUUUAAGGCUUCCUGUCUAAUCGCGUACAUGUUUAUCAUCAGUUCGGUCGAUUCGCUGAUUCGUUUCCUGAACGGAUUGACUCGUCAAUACCGACGCAUUCGGCACACAAUCGAUCAAGAAAAGCGUUUGGUCAAGCGUCGUGUGAUUGCUAACAUAUCCACCUCACAAGAACAAUCUCGGUAA
Molecule: messenger RNA, 3969 nt
Organism: Echinostoma caproni
Lineage: Eukaryota; Metazoa; Platyhelminthes; Trematoda; Plagiorchiida; Echinostomatidae
Source: the annotation of a GenBank genome assembly